Molecule: messenger RNA, 1776 nt
Organism: Lodderomyces parapsilosis
Lineage: Eukaryota; Fungi; Ascomycota; Pichiomycetes; Serinales; Debaryomycetaceae
Gene: PUT2
Product: 1-pyrroline-5-carboxylate dehydrogenase
Exons: 1
Coding region: 1-1776 (591 amino acids)
Cellular component (GO): mitochondrial matrix
Molecular function (GO): L-glutamate gamma-semialdehyde dehydrogenase (NAD+) activity
Source: RefSeq, a predicted model, not a curated record
AUGUUGAGAUCAUCAUCACGUUUAGUCCUUAGACAAAGUUUACAAUCAAUUAAAUCAGCAUCCACUCCUUGUGUACUCCGAGCUCAACUUCCCAGAUCUUUGGUAUCCUUCAGAGCCAUUUCUCAAUUAGCUCAUGUCAAAACCCCGCCUAACUUGCAAAACGAACCAGUGAAAUCAUUUGGUUUCAAUGAUGUGAAAGAUUGGGACUUAUUGCGUGCUUCAAUUACCAAAUUCACUGAUGAGGCUAGUUUGAAAGUUCCUUUGGUUGUUGGUGGUCAAAAAAUAUAUCGUGAGGAAACAAAGCCACAAUUGAAUCCAGCUAACCAUUCACAAAAUUUAGCUGAUGUCUCGCAAGCUACAGUGCAAGAUGUACAGGCUGCUAUCAAGGCUGCUAAAGCAGCUAAGGAGUCAUGGGCCAAUACACCUUGGAGCGAUAGAGCUGCUAUUUUCCUUAAAGCUGCAGAUUUGAUUUCAACUAAAUAUAGAUAUGACAUGUUGGCAGCGACAAUGUUGGGACAGGGCAAAAAUGUUUACCAAGCUGAAAUUGAUUGUGUUGCGGAAUUGAUUGAUUUUUUCAAAUUUAAUGUCAAAUAUGCUGAGGAUUUGUAUGGCCAACAACCUUUGCAAACAGCCCCUGGUGUUUGGAAUCGUGCUGAGUAUAGGCCAUUGGAAGGUUUUGUUUAUGCUGUUACUCCGUUCAAUUUCACCGCUAUUGCCGCCAAUUUGGUGGGCGCACCAGCAUUGAUGGGAAACACCGUUGUUUGGAAACCAUCAGCAACUGCAGCAUUGUCAAAUUAUUUGUUGUUGACCAUAUUGGAAGAAGCUGGUUUGCCAAAGGGAGUCAUUAACUUUAUCCCUGGAGAUCCAGUUGAAGUUACUGAUGUUGUAUUGAAUGAUCGUGAUUUUGCUGCAUUGCAUUUCACUGGUUCAACUGAUGUGUUUAAGAAAUUGUAUCGUCAAAUUAGUGAAAAUGUGUCAAAUGAUAAAUACAAGGAUUUCCCAAGAAUUGUGGGAGAAACUGGUGGUAAAAACUUCCAUUUGAUUCAUCCAAGUGCGUCAUUAAACCACUCAGUCUUGUCUACGUUGAGAGGUGCUUUUGAAUACCAAGGACAGAAAUGUUCAGCCACUUCAAGGUUGUACGUACCAGAAUCAAUUUGGCCCGAGUUUAAAGAUAUCUUGUCGGCGCAAAUUGAACAAAUCACCAUUGGCAAUACUUCUGAUUCCAAUUCAUUGAAUGCGUUUAUGGGACCAGUUAUUCAUGAACAAUCAUUCCAAAAAUUGGCCAAGGCCAUUGACGAUGCCAAAUCUGACCCAGAAUUGGAAAUUAUCACUGGUGGAUCAUAUGAUUCCAGUAAAGGAUUCUAUGUUCAACCAACAUUGAUCAAAACCACAAAUCCCGCCCACGAAUACUUGACCAAGGAAUUCUUUGGGCCAAUUUUAACUGUUUAUGUAUACCCAGAUGCUGAAUACGAAUCCAUUAUCAAAUCUAUUGAUUCAGCAACAAAAUAUGGUUUAACAGGAUCUGUUUUCGCUAGAGAUAGACAAGCCAUCAGAUUAGCUGAAGAGAAAUUGAGAUACGCAGCUGGAAAUUUCUACAUUAAUGAUAAAUCAACUGGUGCUGUUGUUGGACAACAAUGGUUUGGUGGUGCUAGAGCCUCGGGAACUAAUGAUAAAGCCGGUAGUGCCAAUAUCUUGUCGAGAUUUGUUUCAAUUAGAAAUGUUAAAGAGAAUUUCUAUGAAUUGGCUGAUUUCAAAUACCCAUCAAAUUAUAACUAA